AUGGCUCACGGGUUCGCGUCUGCUACAAUUGUGACUGAACUGGCUCGGGACGCCGCGCGAACCCCGCCUCCAACCGAUGAUGCCCAGACAUACUUUGAUCGAAGCAUACAUAUCCUCGGACGAACAUUCGGGGUUCAAAGACGGGAGAUGCAAAGCCAGCUUCAAAACUACAAUAUUUACAUUACAGACAAUAUAAAUAUGUUGAAGCGAGAUGUGGAUGAGCGUAUUCGGCAGUUAGAGGCGAAGAUGGACAAGCGUUUUCAAGAGGUGGACAAGCGUUUUCAAGAGGUGGACAAGCGUUUUCAAGAGAAGCUUAAUAUCGCACACCCAUACAAGGCAGCCGGAGCAGGGAAGCUCUCAGAAACUGUCCGCGAACUAGCUGCAUUUUAUGAGGUGGUGGUUUACUCAGAUGAGCAGAGUGAUAGUGAGGGAACAGAGGUGGAUGUCCAAUCAGAUGUGGAUGCGUAUAUGGAGGCUCUCCUAGAUAAAAUUCGGAAUGGAUUGGUCAAAAGUCUGUGA
Messenger RNA from Histoplasma mississippiense, 519 nucleotides. RefSeq lists its product with no specific name. The transcript is spliced from 3 exons. The coding region runs from base 1 to 519 and encodes 172 amino acids. The record is from RefSeq and is a predicted model, not a curated record. NCBI's taxonomy places the organism in Eukaryota, Fungi, Ascomycota, Eurotiomycetes, Onygenales, Ajellomycetaceae.